AUGCUGAAACCCAGAAGAAGAGAAACAGGACUGCUGCAUAACCUAAACCCGCUAGAGCCGUUUGGGGCUAAAAUAGAACGAGAUACGAGGCACUGGAUGCAGCGGGCUGGUGGUGUCAAGAUACUUUGGCGUUACUUAGCACUAUUAGCGGUGCUGUGGUUCGUGCUGGUGCACUAUUAUGAACGCACAGUAGUUGCAAGAGCGCUCAGACAGUGUAUGUGGACUUGGGAACCAUGGCCUACGGAAGCUACCCCUCACAGAGUGGCUCUGCUUGCGGACCCACAAAUCAUGGAUGAGCAUUCCUACCCAGGGCGGCCACAGUUCGUAAACUGGCUAACUCAGCAGCAUUUGGACAAUUAUCACCGUAAGAACUGGGUCUAUAUGCAUGCAGAACUGAAUCCGGAUAGCGUAAUUUUCCUGGGUGACCUGUUCGACGGCGGACGUGACCAGGAUCAGGAGCACUGGACAAAGGAAUACCAACGGUUCAUGAGGAUAUUCGAGCCACGGCCUGGAACUCUGACCGUAACUUCGCUAGCCGGGAACCAUGACAUUGGCUUCGGGGACUCGGUGGUUGAUUCAAGCUUGCAGCUUUUCCGGGCCUUUUUUGGGGAGCCUUCGAAAGCAAUCGACGUUGGGAACCAUACGUUUGUGCUAUUAGACACGAUCUCACUUUCAAAUAAGAAGGAUUUGGAUAUCUCUGCAAAACCGAAGGCCUUCCUGGAGACCUUUGACGUACAUGUGCAGAAAUAUCCUCGCAUUUUGCUAACGCACGUACCAUUGUGGAGGAACGUCAGGGAACAGACGUGUUCCGGCCCGCGGGAAUCCAAGAUCCCAUUUCCAGCGAUGUAUGGCUAUCAGUACAAGACUUUGAUAGAUAGUUCACUGACCGAUGUGAUUCUAUCUCGCGUCCAACCCGAAAUCGUGUUUUCCGGUGAUGACCACGAUUACUGCCAGAUAAAACAUGUGUAUCAAGCCAACGGCAAGUCCAAAAAUACCGAGGAGAUCACAGUUAAGACAUGUGCGAUGAAUAUGAACAUAAAGAGACCAGCAAUACAAUUACUUUCCUUAUACAAUCCAGAAGAGCCCUUACAAGACCCUGAUGAUCCAAGUUCUACCCUUAAGACAUACAAAACGGAAAUUUGUUAUUUACCGAGCCCAUACAAGGCGAUUAAAGUAUACAUCCUAUUUUAUAUUCUCUCAUUGGCUCUGCUCAUAUGGAUGAAUAUGUACCCUUCAUCUUUCAAUGCCAGAAUAGGUUUUAAAUUGAGUCGCUGGAUGGGAACUUCCGCUAAGCCAUUAUUACCAAUCUCCGCAAAACAAACUGCGAAAGACCGCAAGUCAGCUCUCCAAGGGAUGAUGUUCACAAUUACUAGUAGUGGAGGUGUGCCCACAGUCGUGGCCAACACUGCCGUGCUGACUAUCUUAGUAUUCUUGAUUUUCGCUUACCAUUAUAGAUCUAUUUAG
Eremothecium gossypii ATCC 10895 is the source of this 1464-nucleotide messenger RNA. RefSeq names its product putative lipid phosphatase CDC1 (gene CDC1). Lineage: Eukaryota; Fungi; Ascomycota; Saccharomycetes; Saccharomycetales; Saccharomycetaceae. Bases 1 to 1464 code for a protein of 487 amino acids. Gene Ontology annotation, biological process: GPI anchor biosynthetic process. Gene Ontology annotation, molecular function: hydrolase activity. The record is from RefSeq and is marked provisional. The transcript has a single exon. Gene Ontology annotation, cellular component: endoplasmic reticulum.